UUGUUCGCACUUCCUCGAAUAUCCAGGACCAUCUCCUCUCUCCCUGUGACAGCUCCAACAGCUCCAACAACUCCAUCACAAUCACCAGCAGUAAGAAGCCUCAGAGCAAAGCUCGAAUCAUUUGUAGAAGCCUAUGAAGAGUUCAUCGGGAUUAAAGCUGUUAAAGAAGCACAAGCCGGAGUGAUGAUGUCUUUUCAUUAUCUUUUGGCUGGUGAUUUGCUUAAAGUACGGGCUUCACAUGAAAGAGAACGAGAACGAGUAGAAAAGACAAAAUGGUGGUCUGUCAGUGCUUCUCUUGUUGGUGCCAUCAUAGGAAUUGUAAAUAAUAAGAUGCUUAUGAAAGUGUUUCAGGCGAUCGCAGCUAUUCGAGAAGAUAAUGCUCGUCUAUCCACACAGAUGGAAGAACUGGCUAGGCUGGCUCGGAUAGAAGUCAGUCUCGAUUCCGAUCCAAACGCUGUGGUCUACGUUGGCAGUGAUAUGGAACGAUUACUAGACCAAACCGAAAAGAAUAUCGAAUCAAAGAUGAAACUGCAAACUUUACUAUCUGUUGUUGCGCUCUAUGCAGCCAUAGGUGUAGCAGUUCCCUUAGUGUAUGCUGCUUUUAGGGGAGGAUAAUC
Molecule: messenger RNA, 617 nt
Organism: Strongylus vulgaris
Lineage: Eukaryota; Metazoa; Nematoda; Chromadorea; Rhabditida; Strongylidae
Source: the annotation of a GenBank genome assembly